AUGAACCAGCACCAGGAAUCGCCACCGCAGGAAGGCACGGCUCUGCUUCGACACGAAUUCCACCAGGGGCUGGCAAACUGGGGAGAGCCGCGCGUGAGUCCUGGCCAGGUCGGCGCGUGCCAUUACAGUGCGCCAAACAGGAAAGACGAUUCCUCCUACUUCACACUGGACUCGGACAAGCCUUCUAAUAAACCACUGGCAGACGUUUCAGCCUUCGCCAGACUAAUGACAGACGCUGGGUCCAUGGGCAUCGGCGCGGGUCCCAUACACAACUACUUCGGUGCAGAACAGCAAUCCUACUCUGGGCCGAAAUUCCUCGAGCACAGAACUCAGGACGUGUCCUCGGCGUGUCUCCCGGACGCGUCUCAGUUAGAUACCCGACAGUUGUACAACCUGAGCUUCCCCGUCAAGCCUUGCCUUGAUAAAAAGCUCGUUAGCGAUGACUUAGAGGUCUGCAACACCGUGUGCCCAGCCCAGAGGAACAAUACUACUAUCAUCCUCACCCUCAACAACAAUCACAACAACGAGGAAGAAGUAGACCUAGGUUUACGGCAAGAAAAAGCCCUCUCAGAGAGUCCCGACGGCAAUAAAACUCCCAGACAGCAGACACAAGAAGACAGGAAAUUGGAGAACGUUCCAGGCGGAUGGUUGUCAGCGAAAGUGGGAAGGAAAAAGAGGUGCCCAUACACAAAACAACAAACGCUCGAACUGGAGAAGGAAUUCCUCUUUAAUAUGUACCUGACUCGAGAGCGCCGCCUGGAGAUAAGUAGCUACGUCAAUCUCAGCGACCGUCAAGUUAAAAUCUGGUUCCAGAAUCGCCGGAUGAAGCUUAAAAAAAUGACCAGAGAGCAUAGGACCCUGGGCGUAAAUGCACAUUACUCUAUCUGA
Conger conger (European conger) is the source of this 888-nucleotide messenger RNA. It is a transcript of the gene hoxb10a, whose product is annotated as homeobox B10a. The record is from RefSeq and is a predicted model, not a curated record. Gene Ontology annotation, molecular function: RNA polymerase II cis-regulatory region sequence-specific DNA binding; DNA-binding transcription factor activity, RNA polymerase II-specific. Gene Ontology annotation, biological process: regulation of transcription by RNA polymerase II. The transcript has 2 exons. NCBI's taxonomy places the organism in Eukaryota, Metazoa, Chordata, Actinopteri, Anguilliformes, Congridae. Bases 1 to 888 code for a protein of 295 amino acids. Gene Ontology annotation, cellular component: nucleus.